CGAACGACCACGGAGAUACGAGGUUCGAAAGAGGCAGCCAUAGAGGCGGAAAGGGAAGACGAAGCAGAGUGGAAGGCUUACACAGACGGCUCGGGCAUUGGUGGACACAUAGGUGCGGCGGCAAUCUUAUACCGGGCCGGCACUAAAGUGGCAACAACGAGGAAACACUUGGGCAGCGCGGCGCAUCACACGGUAUACGAAGGCGAGGGAAUCGGGCUGAAUCUAGCCGUCGGCCUACUGAGAGCGCAGCAAAACGUGGAGGGGAACAUAUCCGUUUUUGUUGACAACACGGCGGCGAUCAUGGCCACACACAACACGACCUCAGCACCCUCGCAUUACAUAUGGGACGCCCUACACAAGGCCUUCGAACAGCUACACGAAACACACCCGCGAGCCCGCGUCACCUUCAAGUGGGCUCCAGGCCAUAAAGAUAUUCAGGGCAAUGAGGCGGCAGACGAAGAAGCAAAGAAGGCGGCGGACCCAGGGACACAAAGCGACGGCAACGCAUACUUAUGCCGGCCCCUACGUGGCACGCUCCCACGCAGCAAAUCAGCGACAAUCCAGGACUUCCACGAAGGACUGAGGACCCGAACCCAGAAUGAAUGGGUCACCUCGCCUAGAUACCCCCGCCUACGCGCGCUGCUACCCAAACCACUAGCAGGACUAUGGCUAAAACACAUCGCAGCCCUUCCCAAGACGCACGCAUCCAUCAUGAUUUGGUUACGCACGGGCCACCUGCCACUCGCGCGACACCUGCACACCAUAAAACGCGCCGACUCACCAGUAUGCCCUUGCUGCCACCGCGAAGACGAAUCCGUAUGCCACUACCUCCUGCACUGCCCAGCGCACGCCAACGCCCGGGGGAACUUAAUACGGCGCGCAGGCCGCCACGCCCAGGACCUCGAGAAACUUCUAUCGCGACCUGACCUCACCCGCCACCUACUGCGUUUCGUCGCCCAAACCGGCCGAUUCAGAGCGAUAUUCGGCGAAAUAGAGGACCUCCCAGAACCGACCCCACAACGAAAGCGGCCGAAUCCACGCCCGGCCCCAACCCGAACAAGGCGCACCACCCGGCAGGCAACCAGACGACAAGCGUGA
Mycena citricolor is the source of this 1098-nucleotide messenger RNA. The record is from the annotation of a GenBank genome assembly. NCBI's taxonomy places the organism in Eukaryota, Fungi, Basidiomycota, Agaricomycetes, Agaricales, Mycenaceae.